Messenger RNA from Prorocentrum cordatum, 1997 nucleotides. Lineage: Eukaryota; Dinophyceae; Prorocentrales; Prorocentraceae. The record is from the annotation of a GenBank genome assembly.
CCAGCGCGGGCCUGUGUGUUUCCAAGAAGCAUGAGCGGGCCACUUGCAAACCGCCCUCCGAGAGCAGUCUCGCCUGGACGCGCCGACAGCCCUCUCUCUCGUUGGCUGCGGAGGUUCGCACAUCCUCACCUGACUCUCAGCACUAGCCAUGGCCCAAAAGAAGCCAGUCCGCGAAGGUUGGAGGACCUUUGGCCCGGAAGCAGAUAGCCAUCGAAGCUCUGAACGGCAUUGGCGCCAAUCGAGCGUCAGCGGCAUAUGAUGAGAUGGCCGCCAAGCAUGGACCUGAACUCCAAAGCUUGGCCUUCUCUACAUCCGAGAACAUGCUCGGACGUGAACUACGCAAGCCCUUCGCGAAGCACAAGAUCAGCUGGACGAAGGAGCACCAGGUCAGCAGCGAACCCAACAAGAAGAGUGACGACAUCUACGAGAGCACGGUGAGCUUGCAUGACCCAUGCAUGGCGCGCAGAUGGUGCUCAAUACUGGCGCAGCAGAGGCAGGCGGUCCCCAUCGCGAUCAUUGGCCUCGGCGAGGCAGAUCCGACGCACGCGCGCGCAGUCCUCCAGAUCCCCGUGCCCAGAGUGGGGGCAGGCGCGGGCAAGCCAAAGAAGACAUUCCUCAAGGGGGCAAUCUACCAGUUCGGGCAGGGCGAGGUGACCUGCCAGACCAACAUUGCCACGGUCCAGGCCCUGGCGGAUGACCAAUUGGCAGCCACGCCCCGCGUCACCAUCUACGAGAAGGAUGCCGUGCACGCGAACCCCGACAUCAGCCAGCUUUCACAGGCGCAGUUCUUGGGGGCAACGCCCAUCCUCACACAGCGCGGCAGCCGGGACACCCUAGGUGCCGAUAAGAACACGCGCUACAAGCACGCAAAGAAGCCGGAGGCAAGGAUCGCGCUAGACGACCAGCUCAGGGAGCACUUCACGAAAAUCAUCCACACAAUCAAGCCUGGCGCCAAGCUCCUCGAACCACCAUCGAGAAUGAUGCGAGCUGGAACGGAAGAAGCAGUCACACCGACACGGGAGGGAAGGACCUGGUCAGUUACGUUCGUGGUGGCCAAGGGUGAGGUGCUCGCCUACCUCAAGCUCUCGGGUUUCAAAGGCAUCACGUUCGCCAACUCCUACAGCGGCAAUCCUGAGCAGGCGGAGAAGGACAAGGAGGACACGUUCGUAGUCUGGUUACCGUCGGCCACGGCCACGCUCCACGAAGCCUACGAGAUUGCGCUGAAGUGCGACGGACACCAGGGUGUCAUGCGAAGCGACAAGCGCUCGGUGGGGAUCCGCAUGGCGCGAACGUCCCCCCAGGCAAAGGAGCUGGCCAUCGAAGUCAGCGGCAAUGCGGCGAGCCUUGCGCGCCAAAAAUUCCGCAUCGACCACAUCCCGCCGAACAUGGCAUCCAAUCCACGGAUCCAGACGGUGGCAGCGGACUUGCACUGGCAGUGCGAGGUAGCCAACGUCGGGUACGGCAGCAGGGAGCAGAGCCACUACGCCAUUGUGAAGGCCUACGCCCCGCCUGGUAGCACCUGCUGGCGGGUGGGACAUGGAAAGCAACCUUGGGUCAUCACGGCUAUGGCCGACAAGCCCGAGCUCCAGCAGACCGACGCGGCCCCCACCAUCGUGCUCGCGGACGAGCUCGACAAGGCCAGAGCCCAGAAAAUGCAGCCAACACAGCAGCCCCCAGCGAGUGGCCCAACAGCGGCGGCGGUCGUGGCCACGAAGCACACCAUGGGCGGGCCCACCUGGCUCACCCACCUGCGGCCUGCGGGAGCGCUGCACCAGACGGCAUGCAGGAUUGACAACCUGGACCAGGACAUCACAGCGUUGCGCCAACAGAUCCAGGGCACCACGAUCAACAACGCCGUCCAAAGGCUCCACGCGCUCGACGGCCUCCAGCUGGGCAUCGACGCCAUCAUGAAUAAGCUUGGAGUACGCCCUGGCGGAAGACCAGAGGGAGCUCCAGCAGCCAAGACGCCCAGGACGGAAGAGAACACCCCGCGCUAG